AUGUCAACGAGAAGAAGCGCCAGGAUUCUUAACAUUGACUUGGGCGUCACUACUAAACCAGCUGAACCUGCACCUGAGUCUAUUGCCGCACAGAAGAGGAAGCGCAAAGCCCCGGACCAAGACAAGAAAGAUGAGCCGACAACGAAAGGGAAGAAAGUGCCAGUGAAGAAGGUGAAAACGGCAACAUCAGCCGUUGGCAAGCCAAAAUCGAAGGCCAAUGCCACAGCCGAGUCUGAGAUUCCGAACGACACGGUCCCAGUUCCGGACGAUGUCUUGUCAGUCUUGCCAGCCGAGAUACUCCAACAGAUCCUCGAAAGCGUCAAUGACCCAAAAAGCAUGAUCAAGAUGGCCUGUACCUCCAAGCGAUAUUAUGCUGUCGUAAUGGCCAUCAUCCAUAAACGCAUUUCUGUCUCAACCUACUUCUGGGCUCACAUUCCCCACGUCAUCCGUCGAAUCGAACCUCAUCUAAGUAUAGCUCAAAAGAAACAGCUCAAGAGAGAGCGCCAGUACAAAGGUCAACAGGAAAAGUUCUCAGCUCUCCUUGAUCCAAAUGCAGUGCCUUCUUGUGCCAGCAAUGUCCGGCAGAUGAUCAUUGGAAAGAUUGACCCCGGCAAGAGGCACAAGCCCUUUUUGCUGAGGUAUUUUGAAGAGGUCUUGAAAAACCUCCACAACUUGGAAGUCUUUGAUACUAAGGACCUAACUAAUUUGAUGGCGGAGGGCCUUUCUAAAAUGGAAGAUCUUAAAUCUAUACGACUCGACCCCUACGAGCAUAGCAUAAAGUCUGAAGCUAUGAUUUCACUCACCAAACUCAGUAAUCUCGAGCACAUCUGCAUCGAAGACAGAGGUUAUGGAUCAAUUGUGGUGGCCAACGAAAGACCCUUACAGAGCAUGCUACUCAACUCCCUAUCAACCCUCCAGAGUCUUGAGAUUCGAACAUCCAAAUAUUACUCUGAUUUUCUUGGCGAUUGGGAAGGCAAACUCAAAACUCGCAACCCUGAUGCUUUGAAACAAGGCUUCAGUGGUGACUUUUGUGAAAACAUGAUGCCGAACAUCACAAGAGCUUUUGACUUUCUUAAGCUGAGGGAGCUUAAUCUCAUGGGCCUUGAAGAAGGACAGCUCACGUUCUUUAAACAUCUCGAAGACCUGUUCAGUAAAGCUGACAAGCGUGAGAUCCACCUGCGAAAGCUGUGCUUGGAUAUGAAGGGACCUGACUACCAGUCCAACUAUGCUGAAACCGAGGUCCAUCUCGAGGGGAUGUAUCGAUUUAUCUUAUCGUUUGACUCGUUGACCAGCUUGGAAAUACAUGACUACAACAUGUAUAACACCAACGUGCAGUCAAAUCCGGGACUAUCGAGGCGAUUGUUACAGUCGGUUGUGAAGCAUACAGGGCUCGAAAUACUGCGCUUUCAUUAUCGGCAUUCGGGUAGUGAGCCAUGGGACAUCCCGUUCGCCUCAGCAGAGAAUGUGAACAUCUUGACCAAGAACCUACCUUCGCUACAGGUCUUUGAGGUUGCGCCCCAAGAAGAUAACCUUGUAAGUUGUUACACCUAUCUUCCCAGGAAGGUUAAAACUGACACAGAGGAGGAUGCAAUGGCCCGCGCUCUAUCACGCGCCAAGAACUUGACAAAUCUGCUUUGCCCCAACUUCAAGAGCUAUUACGAAGAUCGAGAAAACGCCCACUUGAACUUGGCUAAAAAGCUCCUGGGGGGAUUUCUGGAAAACGCUAGUAGCUGUGACAAAUUCGUUUGGGAGGAGCACUACAAGCUUGGACGUAUCACCAUGGGUUGGACAGACUUACGUAUCGGAUCUGGACUGAAACCGAAGAAGAAUUUUGAAAAGCCCGUCAAGAUCGAGAUGGCCGAUCGUGCGGUGAUGGUGCAGGACUUACGGCCGAAGAAGUGGGGAGACUCGAAGCAGGUGUAUUACACUGCUGAUAGUCGAUGGGUGGAUAAUGUUACGAGGCCGGAUGGUCGCGAGGGACCGUUACAGCUUGUGUAUGAUGAUUAA
This is a messenger RNA of Fusarium subglutinans, 2007 nucleotides long. RefSeq lists its product as uncharacterized. Gene Ontology annotation, molecular function: protein binding. The coding region runs from base 1 to 2007 and encodes 668 amino acids. Lineage: Eukaryota; Fungi; Ascomycota; Sordariomycetes; Hypocreales; Nectriaceae. The record is from RefSeq and is a predicted model, not a curated record. The transcript is spliced from 4 exons.